AAUGACGUUUCUAGAUUCCCAAAACAUGUUGACACCCGGUUCACCUACAUGACAAGAGACGCGCUCAAUCUGCGUUGUCUAGCAGUCUAACCAACAAGAGUUACAGAUCAUCAAAUAAACAUGGAUUACAGGUAGACCAAUCACAGGCUUUCCCUGAGCACUUAUGAUGUCAUCAGCCUGUAAUACGGUAGCAUCUGCAGGUGGAGGAGGAAGUGUUGUCAUGGAGACGUCCAACUUCGCCCAUGUCAUCUUCCAGAAUGUUGGGAAAAGCUUCCUCCCGCAGGCAGCGCUUGAAUGUCAUUACACUCUCACCUCUUUCAUCACCCCACAUCCCAAAGACUGGGUUGGCAUCUUUAAGGUGGGCUGGAGCAGUGCGAGAGACUACUACACAUUCCUUUGGUCUCCCAUGCCUGAAAACUACACUGAGGGAUCCACGGUUCACCGAACCAUCAUCUUUCAGGGCUACUAUGUUCCCCGUAGUGAUGGUGAGUUUUAUCAGUUCUGCUACGUCACACAUACGGGUGAAAUCAGAGGUGCGAGCACGCCAUUCCAGUUCCGCCCAGCUACACCCACAGGGGAGGAGCUACUGACAGUGGAAGAUGAGGGGAACUCAGACAUACUGGUUGUGACAACAAAGACCGGACUACUUGAGCAGCGUGUAGAGGAAGUUCAACAGGAGUGCAAAGAGCUUCAGAAAGCACUACGCCUCCUCACACAGGAGAGGGAUCAGCUACAGGAGAGGCAGAGACAACAGAACCAGGAGCUGCAGAAAGGCCUGCAUGAGGAGAAGGAGGAGGCUCAAGCCAGAGUGAGACAGCUUGAGCAGGACCUGCUAGAAAUCACGCAAAAAGCUGUUCUUAAAGAGACCGAACUGGACUGUUUAAGAGACAGGCUGCAGAAGGUGAUAUCUGAAAGGGACAGUCUACAAGCUCAACUGAAGAAUGAGAGAGACGAGAGGGAUCUUUACAAAUCUCAUGUACGCAGCGCCGAGCUGGAAAACACUAAACUCAGUGCAGAGCUGCAGAUGCUGAAAGCGGUGGAGCUGAACAGAGAGGUCACCAUCGCACAGUACCAGGAAGAACUGCACAGACUACGCACAGAGAGAGACACACACCCCACUGAUGCCGGUCUCAAAGAGCAGUUGCGUCAAGCUGAGGAGCAGCUCCAGGCCACACGGCAACAGGCAGCCAUGUUGGGUUCUGAGUUACGCGACGCCUCCGGUGGGCGAGAUCGCACCAUGGCUGAGCUCUACCGUGCCCGUCAGGAGGCUGAAGACCUACGAGCCCGUUUAGCUGAGGCCCAAGAAGAAUGCAGACAUGCUCAGAAUCAGCUGGACAGGAUGAGAAGCCAGGGAUCACAGGAAGUGGGCAGGGCUGGAGUGGGUGUGGUGUCAGAGCUGGAGGCGGAGUUACAAAAGGAGGUUGAGGAACUAAAGCUGCGUCUGAAUAUGGCUGCAGAGCAUUACAAAGAAAAAUACAGAGAGUGCCAACGUUUGCGAAGACAAGUCACCAAACUAACUCAGCAACAGGAGACGCAGCUGGGGGACUCUAACAGGAAUGAUGCCUCUACAGAGACCACACAGGAGUUACACACUCCAGAUGCAGAGACGCCUCCCACAGAUCAACAUCCUGCUGAGAUCAAACCUGGAGUGCAAAAAGAUGCGGAGAGAUCGAGGGAUGAAGGUAGACCUGGACAGGAGGAGAAGGAAGAGGAAGAGGAGGAAGAUGAUGAUGAAGAGGAGGAUGAGGAGGAGGAGGAGGAGGAGGAAGAUUGCAGCGUGUCAGUAGAAGCUGAGCUUGCCUGCAUGGAGGAGAAAUGGAGAGAGCAGUGCACCAUCAAUGAAAACCUGAAGCUCCUGCUAGCCAAUGAGGAGAAGCAGUUUAAAACUCAGGUGGCAGAGAAGGACAGAGAGGUGUCCGCUCUGAGGGAAAGUCUUGUGGUGGUGACCAGGGAGAAGGAGAGACUGGAAAAGGAAUUGCGGCAGUGUAUGAACAGAGGGGAGACAGCAGCUUCAAAGGUCAGAGAGCCAGUGGUGCUGCGUUACCCACUGCCGUAUCCCCAAGACCCGCCUCCACUUCCACUGGUACCCCAACAGCCUGCUGAACUGCAGUACGGAAACCCCUAUUCGGAGCAAGAGACCCGGGAUGGAGCAGAUGGGGCAUUAUCCCCAGAACAAACCUGCCGCCCCCCUCCCUUGGCUCCACCACCGUGGGGCGGUCCUGUGGUCUGCAGUCAGCCAUCACGCAGUCUCAGCCCCCCUGAUGGCCUGGAGAAUCCCCCUGAAGAGCGGCCUAAUGGAGGUGAUGGUGAGGCCCCUGCAGUCUGUGAUCAUCAGAGUCUGGAAUCUAAUGAGAGCCACACAAGCUUCUGCUUUGACACCAGACCUGACGUUCAUAAGCGGUGUCCCCUUUGUGAGGUGAUCUUCCCACCACACUUUGAGCAAAGCAGUUUCGAACGACACGUCGAGUCUCACUGGAGGGUGUGUCCCGUCUGCAGCGAGCAGUUUCCUCUAGACUGCCAACAGCAUCUCUACGAAAAGCAUGUGCACACACACUUUGAUGGCAAUGUUCUCAACUUUGACAACUUUGAUUAGAGAUGAAAAAAUAUAUAUAUAUUUGCUUUUAGUUCAAUAUAAAACGCCUCAGGUGAUUCAGGGGCUUCGGUGUUUUGUUCGAAACACGCUGAUAUUGUCACUUUGUUGUAACCGCUGCACAACACACGUCAGAAGGACUCGCCAUCAGAAUAUUUGAUUUGCACAUAGACAAGCAUUAAUUCAGAUAUUUAAACAGAAUACUUUAAUAAUGGUCUUCAGGUGUAAUAGAUAGGAAAAAAAUGAAAAGCACUUUUUUUUGUUUUAAAUUUUGUGUACUAUAAAACUGAGUGUGCUUUAAAAUAAGAACAGAAAGCUUUAGGAUAUUGUUUAUGAAAAUGAAGAAUUUAUUUUAAAGGACCAAUGAUGUAAUGAUGUAUAAGUUUAUUCGGCCAAAAAAGAUGGCCAUAAUUUAUAAAACUAAUCACUAAAAAUGACUAAAACUGUUACCUCAGUGUGAAACACUUUGCUAAUACACUAAUUUAAAGGGACAGAUCAUCUACAAAUGAAAAUUGUCAUUUAAUCACCCUCAUGUUGUUCUAAAACCAUAUGAAAUUCUUUUGCGAAACAAAAUGUUGUGCUUUUACCACGCACACAUGGACUGGAGCUUUUAAACUUCAAAAAGGACACAAAAAUGUUUAGGUUGAGCAAAGAACUGAAUCAGUCAGAUUUGUGAAUGAAUCAUUCAGACCAGUUUUGUGGCUCAAGUAAUUCAUUUCAUUCAUGAAGCUUGAAAGCUCCAUUCUCCAUUUAUUCUACUAGUACCUUUUUUCAAUAAUCCAAUGACCUUUAAAAUGUCCUUUUUUAUGUGAUGACAAAACAUUUGUUUUUAGGUGAUCUAUUCCUUGAAGCUCAGCUAAAACGACAAAAAUACUCAAUCCAAAGAGCCACUGUGCUAAAACUAUGGCUGUGAAUUUGGCAGAAUCUCUUCAGUGCAUCAUUGGUUCAAACAUCUUGCAUUAAACAACUUACACAUUUAGAUACAGUUAUCAGUUUUAACAUUCUAUCCAUAACACAUUAUCUGCUUGAAAUCCAUUUAUCCAACACUGCUGAUGCUUCACACUGUUAAGGACGAUUAACUUAGGGUUGCUCUGUGUCUGUGUGUAUCAAGUGUAUGUUUAUUAAUAAAGAAUGCUACAAGCACCAGUUCAUUAAACUGAACGUUUGUCCUCGCAUCGAUAAGUCAUUACACAUUAAUCGUCACGACGACACUGUAUGGACAAUAAAACAUAGAAACAGGCAAUAUA
Molecule: messenger RNA, 3837 nt
Organism: Megalobrama amblycephala (Wuchang bream)
Lineage: Eukaryota; Metazoa; Chordata; Actinopteri; Cypriniformes; Xenocyprididae
Gene: tax1bp1a
Product: Tax1 (human T-cell leukemia virus type I) binding protein 1a
Source: RefSeq, a predicted model, not a curated record